This is a messenger RNA of Daldinia loculata, 615 nucleotides long. RefSeq lists its product as uncharacterized. Bases 1 to 615 code for a protein of 204 amino acids. The transcript has 2 exons. Lineage: Eukaryota; Fungi; Ascomycota; Sordariomycetes; Xylariales; Hypoxylaceae. The record is from RefSeq and is a predicted model, not a curated record.
AUGCCAACCUUAAGUCCCCAGCUAAUCCGGGAGCGUUUGAAGAAGUAUCAUGUCACCGAGGACCAGUUACGAAAAAUCGCAGAGACUAAAUUACGUCAAAAAUCACGGAUCUUAGAGCAGCAAAAAGACGAGAGAUUUAGAAACUGGGUGCGCCCAGCUCGUUGGCCUGUACCAGAUAGUGACGACCCUUCCACCAAUAGCAAGUAUCCCAGUCGCGGCAAACGAAAAUCGACUAUACCGCGCAAACGUCCAAGAUACACCGAAGACUCGUCAGACGAGAUGGAUGAGGACCAAGAUAUGCUGGACCAGUACGAUGAUGAUGAUGAUAUUGGAAAUGAUGACAAGGGGGAAGAUGAUGAAGGCCAUGAAGAUGAGGAUGUGGAAGACUCUGAAGGGGACGCUGACGAAGAGGUCUCUAAUAAAGAAGAAAGCCAAGAUCCUUGGAUUGUCAAGGAUGGAUCAGAUGAUGAUGAUGAUGAUAACUAUGUAGAGAUGGAUUGGGAUCCUAAUACCGUUGAAAUUUCUUCAGUUUCAGACGAGGACGAAGACGCCCAAGUGCCUUGGGACGACGACGAGGAUAUGGAUCUUGAUAUGAAUCAAGUUGUAGAAGAUUAA